CCUUACUGCUAAAUCUUUUGUUCUGUUCGGCCAACAAUACACUGGGUUGGGAAAAGUGUAUCUUUUUCGUUGAAUUUAUAACAUAUUCAACGCAAAAAAACGAUUACAUUAAGCAGAAUGCUGCUGUUCGUGUGAAUAGUACAGGUCUUCAGUUUUCGUUGCGUUCAGAAGGGUCGUUGACUACAGACUGUGCAAACAUUGGUUUGUUGGUGCAGCUAUACAGUGUAAGGGGUGGGGUGGACGUGGUUUGAAACCGGCACAAAAGCUACUCGUGGAAGGAAGUUAGGAAAAUAAUACGAACAAAACAACGCUUGUUCGGCGAAAAGAAUCCUCGACCGUCCAAGUAAGCAGCACGUAGUUGUAGGCUGCUUGUGGGAGGGUGCGUGUGUGUGUGAGAGUGUGUGUGUGCGGUUCGCUGUGUGUGCUGCAUCCGGUACAGCGAUAUCGAAGUAACACGAUAAAGCAUUAUGACGAGACACAGUUCUGUCACCGGCGGAAUGGGCAAGUUGGCCGUAGCUUUCCUUCCGCUGCUCUGCUUGCUGUCGGCGGGACUGGUGGAAGCUUUCUACCUUCCCGGAUUGGCGCCGGUCAACUAUUGCCGAAAGUCAGAAAUGCAAAAGUCAUGCAAGUCCGAGGUAACACUGUACGUGAAUCGACUCAACACGGAAGAGUCGGUGAUUCCGUACGAGUAUCACCACUUUGAUUUCUGUCCCAUCGACGAAGCGAACUCGCCAGUGGAAAACCUUGGCCAGGUGGUGUUUGGCGAGCGCAUCCGCCCAGGACCGUACAAGAUUCAGUUUCUCGAGGAUGUAAAGUGCGCCAAGGCUUGCGUGAAACACUACAAGGGAGGCGAUCCGGACAGUGACCAUCGGCUGAUGGUGCUGAAGAAGGGUAUGAGUCUUAACUAUCAGCAUCAUUGGAUCGUCGACAACAUGCCCGUCACCUGGUGCUAUCCGUUGGAAAACGAGCGUCAGUACUGCAGCACCGGCUUCCCGAUGGGUUGCCUGGUGCGCCGACACCCGGACGGCGAGGAAGGGUGCAUUACGAAUCCGAACUACAACCGGGCCGGCUACUAUUAUCCGUUCAACCACGUCGACCUGACCAUCACGUACCACAGCGGCGCUACGGAGGAGUGGGGUGUGGCAUUCAAGCAGAACGGUGGGCGCAUCAUCUCCGUCAAGGUGGUGCCGUCGUCUAUUAACCACAAGGACCCGAACGAGCUGAACUGCGACAGCAAGGAACCGAUCGAAAUCCAAUCGAGCGCCCUCCCCAACGGCCAAACGCUCGACAUCGUGUACACGUACUCGGUGCACUUUACGCAGAACAACAAGAUUAAGUGGUCGUCCCGAUGGGACUACAUCCUCGAGUCGAUGCCGCACACCAACAUCCAGUGGUUCAGCAUUCUGAACUCGCUCGUAAUCGUGCUGUUCCUUUCCGGCAUGGUGGCGAUGAUAAUGCUGCGCACGCUGCACAAGGACAUUGCGCGAUACAAUCAGAUGGAUUCGGGCGAGGACGCGCAGGAAGAGUUCGGCUGGAAGCUGGUGCACGGGGACGUGUUCCGACCACCGCGCAAGGGCAUGCUACUUUCCGUGUUUUUGGGCUCUGGUAUACAGGUGUUCUGCAUGACGCUGGUAACGCUAGCGUUCGCGUGCCUUGGCUUCUUGUCGCCGGCCAACCGUGGCGCCCUGAUGACCUGCGCCAUGGUGCUGUUUGUGCUGCUCGGUACACCGGCCGGUUACGUUUCGGCCCGCAUCUACAAGAGCUUCGGUGGCAUCAAGUGGAAGAGUAACGUACUGCUAACCUCCAUGCUGUGUCCGGGUGUCGUGUUUGGACUGUUCUUCGUAAUGAAUUUGAUACUGUGGAGCAAAGGCAGUUCCGGCGCGGUUCCAUUUUCGACACUGAUUGCGCUGCUGGCUCUCUGGUUUGGUGUAUCCGUUCCGCUCACGUUCGUUGGAGCUUACUUUGGUUUCCGCAAGAGGUCACUGGAGCAUCCCGUUCGAACUAAUCAAAUUCCGCGCCAAAUUCCGGAUCAGUCGAUCUACACGCAACCCAUCCCGGGCAUCAUUAUGGGCGGUGUGCUACCGUUCGGUUGCAUUUUCAUCCAGCUGUUCUUCAUCCUGAACUCGCUGUGGUCGAGCCAGAUGUACUACAUGUUCGGAUUUCUGUUUUUGGUGUUUUUGAUCCUCGUUAUCACCUGCUCGGAGACGACGAUUCUGCUGUGCUACUUCCACCUGUGCGCCGAGGACUACCAUUGGUGGUGGCGAUCUUUCCUCACUUCCGGCUUCACCGCCGUCUAUCUAUUCGUGUACUGCUGUCACUAUUUUGCCACGAAGCUGCAGAUUGAAGAUGCGGCCUCGACCUUCCUCUACUUCGGCUACACCCUGAUUAUGGUGUUCCUGUUCUUCUUGCUGACCGGUUCGAUAGGGUUCUUUGCCUGCUUCUGGUUCAUCCGUAAAAUCUACAGCGUGGUAAAGGUGGAUUAAAAGUUUCGUCUGCUGCCAGGCUGAAUUCAGCGUGUGUUUUCGUUUCCGGUAGAUUAGCUCUUUCCGUUUUUUUUUUUUGGCAUACUUUCCGACUUGGGUUAGUUUUCCCGCUACUUUCGACACCUUAUAUUUAAUUGUAUCAUAUUGUCUAUUUCAAACCCCCCCCCCCUACACCGAUUUUGAUUGUGCUUUGCACAGUAACAGCGCAUCUUUGCUUCAAAACAAUGGAAAACCCAAACCGUGCUUUUGUGUAUGGUUUAAUUAGGUUAUUGCGCUGCUCGAACAGAGUUUUGAUUGCGCAGCCCAUUCAUUACGAAGAGCUCGACGAUUGGAGUAGAGCUAGCAACACCGACAAUACGCGCAUUACAUACUAAUGAUCAACAAAAAUAACCCUUUUUUAUCACUUGUGACGACGAAACGAUUAAACCGCGCAAAUUUGAGCAAAUCCGCUUGAAAAAGCAAGCAUGUAACGAGGUGGAAGGAGGAGAGCGUGUUAUUGGAACGGUUAAACCUGAGGCGUUAUGUGUCCCUCAAAGAGAGCUUUGCCGUUUCGGUUUCGCAUCGGAAAAAGAAGAAACACAGGCGAACAAACAAAAAAAAAAACAUUCUGUAUUUUGUUUAUUAGAAAUUCCAAUCGUAUUGUUUAAUCGUAUCGCGAGCAGGUUCUUUUGCUUAGUAAUAAUCUACGGAACUAAUAAUGAACAGUGGCACAGCUGCAUUAGUUUAGUGUAGUGCCUCCCUCCAGCCCACACAACGCGCUUAUCGCACGGUGGCACACGGCGACCGGACGAAAGUCUGGGCCGGUGGGGAAGAAUUCUUGCACCAGUGGUGUGGUUAGAGCUGUAAAGAUACAAAAAGAAGAAGAAAACAAAAAUAGCACCAGACCAUACCGGUGAGCGUACCGUAGUGUUAGUAGAGUUUGUCCACAGCACACAACACUUAUCUCUAACUUUGUCCUUUCCUUUCCAAAUACUAGGUUAGACGUAUUGAAAUCGUAACAGAAAUGGAACGCGUUUAAGAAAUUGGCCUGUGAGGGUGAUGAGUAUUAGGUAGAGUUUUUGCGAUGGAUAGGAGAUGAGAAGAUGAGACAUUGUGGAUUGCCGAUUUCACUCUCCGCUGUACUUCUGUUUGGUUUUUGUGGCAGUGUAAAUUAUCAAUUAGAAAACAUUGAUUUUCAUGUAUCGCAAAAUUCCGUGCAGCAAGAGAAUGAAAAUUAUAAUUUACCUGCAAGCAGCGCCAUGCAAGGCUAACAGGGCAGAAAGCAAACACACAUUUCAAAAAUAAUGAGCGUGUGGAAAAACGGCCGGCUGGAAAAAAAAGGACGGUACAGUUGCCGCAAGAGUAAUUUGCAUGCACGUGCAUCUAUAAUUGUGUGUGUGUGUGUGUGUAGGUGUAUGUGUGGGUGUGUUUGUGUACGUGGGAGUGUUUGCGUGUGACUGGGUGAUUCAACUUCGCACCUCAACUGAUCGUGUACCGUAGGACGAUGUGAUGAAACACUAAACUUAAAACGAAGAGCAUGAGUAAUAAAAUAUUAAUGAUAAUGAUACUGUCAUACAUAAAUAAAA
This is a messenger RNA of Anopheles arabiensis, 4048 nucleotides long. It is a transcript of the gene TM9SF2, whose product is annotated as transmembrane 9 superfamily member 2. Gene Ontology annotation, cellular component: membrane. Gene Ontology annotation, biological process: protein localization to membrane. The record is from RefSeq and is a predicted model, not a curated record. Lineage: Eukaryota; Metazoa; Arthropoda; Insecta; Diptera; Culicidae. Bases 468 to 2483 code for a protein of 671 amino acids. The transcript has 5 exons.